Molecule: messenger RNA, 1667 nt
Organism: Rhododendron vialii
Lineage: Eukaryota; Viridiplantae; Streptophyta; Magnoliopsida; Ericales; Ericaceae
Product: phenolic glucoside malonyltransferase 2-like
Exons: 1
Coding region: 41-1432 (463 amino acids)
Source: RefSeq, a predicted model, not a curated record
UCCAUCCACACAUCCAUCCUCCAACUUCUCCCUUUAGCUCAUGGCACAAGCCAAUCUGGUGAAGGUACUAGACGUUUGUAGGGUUGCUCCUAUGCCUGAUCACUCCCCCAACUCACCCACCCAAACAUCGCUUCCUCUUACAUUUUUCGACCUUUUUUGGUUGAGAUUACGUCCGAGUCGGCGCUUAUUCUUCUAUGAAUUCCCCGUUCCAAAAACAACACUCACAGAUACCAUCCUUCCCAAACUAAAACACUCCCUAUCGGUCACCCUACAACACUAUCUACCACUCGCUGGAAAUCUCACCUGGCCUCAGGAUUCCGACAAACCAAUUGUCCAAUACAAUGAAGGCGAUGCAGUUUCACUUACAGUAGGAGAGUCUGAAGACAAUUUCUACCAUCUCUCAGCAAACGGUUUCCGCGAAGCCGAUAAAUAUCAUCAUUAUGCACCGUACUUACUGGCAUCUAAAACAAGAGUACCAGUUCUAGCCUUGCAAGUGACUCUUUUUCCAAACGCAGGCUUUACCAUUGGUUAUGCCGCCCAUCAUGCGGUAUUCGAUGGGAAAUCCAUAACCAUGUUUAUGCAUUCAUGGGCCUCUAUUUGCAGGCGUGGUGGAGACUCAAUUCUAAUGCCUGAACCAACUCCGUUCUAUGACAGGACCAUAGUCAAUGACCCAUCCGAUAUAGAAAAAGCUUACCUAAAUGGCUUGUUGGCACAAAAUGGACCUAACAACAGAAGCCUAGAGAUGUGGGACUUGAAAGCUCCACCAGAUGUUAUGUUAGGCACAUUCCAACUGACACAAGCAAACAUAGAGUGUAUUAAGAGGUGGGUGAAAUCUAAAUGGCAAGAGAAACAUACAGAGAAACCAUCUUUUCAUCCAUCCACUUUUGCAGUAACAAUUGCCUACACAUGGGUUUGCUUAGUUAAGACCCGCAAAUUAACGGCCGAGAAAGUUCAUCUUUUCAUAACCGUUGACUGUAGGGCCCGCUUGGAACCUCCCAUCCCUUCUACCUAUUUCGGUAACUGUAUAACAGGUUGUGUCAUAGAUGGAGAUACGAGCAAGUUGAUGGCAGAAGAUGGGGUUGCCAUAGCAGCUAGGGCAAUUGGUGAAGCUAUAGGAGGAAUGGAUGAUGGAGUUCUAAAAGGAGCAAAAGAGAUGAUACCUAAAUUGCUUUCUAUUAGGAACGAGGGUGGUUUGUUGAUCAGUAUCGCAUCCUCGCCUCGGUUUGAGGUCUACAAAAUUGAUUUUGGGUGGGGGAGGCCAAAGAAGGUGGAGAUCGUAUCAAUAGAGAAAAGUGGAGCUAUAUCUCUUUCAGAUUCCAAAGAUGGCAACGGUGGGGUUGAGAUUGGGGUAGCGUUGAAUAAACAUGAAGCUGAAGCAUUUGCUUCUUUGUUUGCAAGUGGUCUCAAAUAUCAUCAAGUCCAAGAAAGUUGAGAGAGUGGGGACAAAAGAGUUUCAAGAGGACAGUCUAGGAAUAUGCAUAUUCUUGUAUAAAAUUAGAAUACGCCAAAGGAAUCUCAUGUAAUGCAUCUGGAUGUAUGUAUGAAAAUUGAUCUUUUGUUUACUAAAAAUGUGCUUUGGAUGCUGAAGCAACCCUGCACAUAUCAUCUUCAUCUAACGGUCUCUCUGAUCUUCAUGGAUUAGCAUAUAUAUCUAAUUUUUUUCAAAA